Molecule: messenger RNA, 1752 nt
Organism: Seminavis robusta
Lineage: Eukaryota; Bacillariophyta; Bacillariophyceae; Naviculales; Naviculaceae
Source: the annotation of a GenBank genome assembly
AUGAAUGAUACGGAUGCAUCAGACAUCAAGGCAGAAUCAGAUUCGGUGCCGGAACCUGUGGAAAAGAAGGGAUUGAAGGUGCUCUUCUUGUCUUCGGACACGGGUGGUGGCCACCGUGCGAGUGCGGAAUCUCUGGCGAGGCAGUUCCAAUUGCUGUAUCCUGGAUCGACGUACGACCUGCUGGAUGUGGUGGAAAAGGAUGGAGUCCCACCCUACAACUCGCUGGUGGGAUACUACAAGCACUUGAGUUCACAUCCGGCUCAGUGGAAACUCGUCUACAGCGUCUCCAACUCGAGGGCCUUUGAAAUGUUGGCGGACGCUCAUUUGAAGCUCAUGUGUGAGCGUGCCGUACGAAGGCGGAUCAAGGGAUACGACCCAGAUGUGGUCGUCAGUGUCCAUCCUCUCAUGUGCAAUGUCCCGGUUCUGAGUUGCAAGAAAAUUAGCGCCGAGACGGGAAAGAACUUGCCCAUGUUCACCGUCGUGACAGAUCUCGGAUCAGCCCAUUGUUUGUGGUUUGCCAAUGGCGUGGAAAAGAUGUUUGUGGGGUCCGAUCAAAUCCAAGAGUUGGCCAAAAAUCGAGGCAAGGUGCCGGAGGAAAAACUCGUCAAGAUUGGACUCCCCAUUCGACAUGAUUUUGCCGAACAAUCGGAAAAGCUAGGCGAUCGCAUGUCCACGGAAGGCAAGGCGUACCAGCGCAGUAUCCAAAAAGAAUUGGAAUUGCCUCUCACAGAAGGAGACUUCAAAACGAUUCUGGUCAUGGGAGGUGGAGAGGGCGUCGGCUCUCUUGCCAACAUUGUUGACGCUCUCUAUUGUGAACUAGUUUCUCAAGGGAUUGACUCACAGGUCUUGGUCGUCUGUGGACGCAACGAUAAACUCAAAAAAUCCAUUGACGAACGCAAUUGGAACGAAGUCAUUGCGUCAUGGGUUCGCGCCAAGGACCGAAAGAACAAAACACCCAGAUUUCGCAUUCGUGACUGUGUUUCUGCGGAAAAUUCCAGUGUCUCCAACGUGGGUUGCGUCGAUACCAGCUCUUAUGUGGGAAGCUCCCUGCGAAGAAUCCUGAGCAGUAGCUCGAUCGGAGCCGCCGUCUCCAUUCCCCUCCCACGCAGCAACAGCCACGAGGCCACAUCGGAGGAGGAAGAGAAGAAAUGCGACAAUGCCGGAAACGAAGCGGAGGGCAGUUCGAUUGAAAUUGACGCAAAUGGACAAAUGCUCGACGCUGGGUUGUCGGGCUCUGGAUCUGGAAAGUCAUCGCCGGUUGCUAUACCGGGGCAGUCUAGUAUCGACCUGAGCGAAUGCAAUGGCAACCACUUCCCCGGUCAAGUCAAAGUUGUUGGUCUUGGCUUUGUCACCAAAAUGGCAGAGUACAUGGUGGCAGCCGAUGUCCUUGUUUCCAAGGCCGGUCCAGGAACAAUUGUCGAAGCCGCGGCGCUAUCCCUUCCAGUCAUGUUGACAUCCUACCUGCCGGGUCAAGAAGAGGGAAACGUGGAUUUUGUAGUCGACAAUGAGUUUGGUGCUUUCUGCAGUGACAGGGAUCCCAACGGCAUUGCCGAGGAACUUUGCAUGUGGCUCCUGGAUGAUGAGAAAAUGGCCACAUUGAGCAAAGCUGCAAAGAAGAUUGGAGCUCCGGAUGCCGCACGCGACAUUGCCAAGGAAAUUGGAGACCGCGCAUUGAAGUGGCGAGAGAUUAACGAGAAGAAUGCAGUGGUGGUAUCGGAAGAAGAUGAGACUGCAGACAAUGACGACCAAUAA